Messenger RNA from Vigna umbellata (rice bean), 1257 nucleotides. The record is from RefSeq and is a predicted model, not a curated record. Lineage: Eukaryota; Viridiplantae; Streptophyta; Magnoliopsida; Fabales; Fabaceae.
ACUUUCUAUUAUGCCGCAAGUUCGCCACCACGCUUUUUAUCGGCUAAACAUUCAUUUUCUAUCUGUCAGAAAAAAAGAGCCAUUUGUUAUAAUCCAUCUUUGACGUUGACUUCUUACCACCCAACCUUAACCCAAUGUCAAUGCCCUUUUCGCUUCAUCACUUCCAAGCCAAGACUAAUGUAGCUUAACCCAUUCUUAAAUAAAACUCACCGUUUCACACACACUCUCUCUUCCCUUUUGUUUAAGAAGUUGAUGACCGAUUUUUUCUUCUCCACUCUUGAAUUCCUUCAGAGCAAUUUCCCUAUUUGUUCCCCUCUCCGAUCCGUCUCCGAUUAACCGGCUCCUUGCAAUGCCCCUCUGAUUUUCUCUCUUUCGAGAAUUCCGGCGAAAACGUUUCUCUGGAUUUCCUGCUGCGUCUUCAUCUUCUGACUGUACCUGACAACAGUUUGUGAAUUGUGGCUUGGAGUUAUGGCGAUGGCUUCGAAACGAAGCGCGAAGUCCAAGGGAUUACGAUUGAGCGGCUCCAGAGCUGCGAAUUCGCCGACUUCUUCAACGACGUCGUCUUCAAAACAGUUUCUAGAAACUUCUGUGGAUGGUCUGAGCUCGCCGGCGUCUUCUUCCGCUCGGAGCAAGACGCCGUAUUCGUUUUCCGAGAGCGUGCCUUCGGACGCGAAGGAGAAUGUGACCGUUACGGUGCGGUUUCGUCCUCUGAAUCCCAGGGAAAUUCGUCAGGGAGAGGAGAUAGCGUGGUAUGCUGAUGGAGAAACCGUGGUCCGGAACGAGUAUAACCCGUCCCUAGCGUAUGCUUACGAUCGUGUCUUUGGUCCCACAACUACAACUAGGCAGGUCUAUGAUGUUGCUGCUCAACAUAUUAUUAGUGGUUCUAUGGAGGGCAUCAAUGGUACAAUAUUUGCAUAUGGUGUAACAAGUAGUGGGAAGACUCAUACAAUGCAUGGUGAUCAAAGAUCUCCGGGAAUUAUACCUCUUGCUGUGAAGGAUGCUUUUAGCAUUAUCCAAGAGACUCCAAACAGAGAGUUUCUUCUUCGAGUUUCAUAUCUGGAGAUCUACAAUGAGGUGGUUAAUGAUUUAUUAAAUCCAGCUGGACAGAACUUAAGAAUCAGAGAGGAUGCUCAGGGAACCUUCGUUGAGGGAAUAAAGGAAGAGGUUGUACUCUCCCCUGCUCAUGCACUGUCCCUUAUAGCAGCCGGAGAAGGUAUAUAUGCCAGCUAUUUUUUCUUCUGAAUUGUUCUAGUUUGU